AGGGGCUAACUCGUCUGUGGCUGUGGCCAUCGCAGCAAGAUUCUGAGGAUAAGGGGACACUUCCUCUCCAUUGCACUUAGUUUCUCACAAAACACGCCGUAGUUCUGGACUGAUCGAUCUUUGCUCCUCCUCCUCCUCCUCCAAGAAAUCUUCCUUACCUGAAUAAAGAAGAUCUCUCGGGCUAUCGGGUUAUCGAAUCGAUGGUGGCCAUCGUCACCGAAGCAUGGACGCUCGCCGGCUGUGGCUCGGCGUCCUCCAAGCCGUCAUCACCGGCGGCGGCGGCUCAGGAGGGACUCCCCCUGCUGCUGCAUCCCACUGCUGCUUCUGCAGGCGCCAAGGCCAAGAAGUUCAGAGCGGUGGCCAUGGAUAGCAGCAGCAGCAAAUGCCAGGAUAAUGCCGCCGUCGUUGUCGUCGGGCGGCGCCGCGGCAUGGCGUCGUGCCUGCUGGCCGCGCUGGCGCUCGCCGCGUCCGGCGCCGGAGCCGCGCGGGCCGCCAUCCUGGAGGCGGACGACGACCUGGAGCUGCUGGAGCGCGUCAAGGAGGACAAGAAGAAGCGGCUCCAGAAGCAGGGGCUCAUCAACUCCUCGGCCGCCGAGACAGGGUAUCUGCAGGACCUCGUCUACAAGCUGAGCAAGGUGGGGCAGGCAAUUGACAAGGACGACCUCGCCGCCGCCGGCGACACCCUCGGCCCGAGCUCCGACGCUCCCUGGGUGCAGAACAUCAAUGCAGCUUUCUCCAAGCUUAGCUCAAGCACUGAGGAGAAGAGUGCAGUCGACAGCUUCAACUCCUCCUUGGCCUCAUUGUUUACAUCAGUGAGCAACCGUGACGUCCAGUCCUCCAAGUCGGCGUUCGUAUCGUCUGCAACAGCGUUGGAGAAGUGGGUAACAUUGGCCGGGUUGACCGGCAAGCUCAAAGGCUUCUGAAUUUCUGAGAUGGGUCGAUUUGCCUGGAUGAUGUUGUUUUCCUUCUCUUCAAGCAAUGUCCGCAGAUGUCUCUCUCAGAUGUUCCAGAAGACAAGCAAGAAUGUUUUUUGUCCAAGAUAGAUAUGUGGAUUCUGCAGCUGUUCAUCUUUAUAAGAGGGUACCGUAACCGAGGCUUCAGAUAAACAUCUGCGAGGAUCAAUCCCCGUUCCAUCUGUUUUUCUUCCCGAAAGUAAAAGGCACCGUUCAUAUUAAGAAAUUCGAUGCAUUGUAUUAGGAAACUAUAAGCAAACAGUAAAUAAAAAUAGCAACCUUUGUCUAGAACUCAUUUGCAAGCAUUUGAUUGCAUCUGUUGUUGCCCUCAGAUAGUAAAAUGUGUUGUAUGAAAUUUA
This is a messenger RNA of Brachypodium distachyon (stiff brome), 1312 nucleotides long. Its product is annotated as thylakoid lumenal 16.5 kDa protein, chloroplastic. Gene Ontology annotation, biological process: photosystem II repair. NCBI's taxonomy places the organism in Eukaryota, Viridiplantae, Streptophyta, Magnoliopsida, Poales, Poaceae. Bases 201 to 923 code for a protein of 240 amino acids. The record is from RefSeq and is a predicted model, not a curated record. The transcript is spliced from 4 exons.